GAUGCCGAGCGCGAGCAUGGUCAAAGUUCACUAACGUCGAUAGGUGCAUGUCUUGACGGUAAUGACCAUUACGCCAUACCACGAGGCGAGUUUAGCCAUUAUCAUUUACCAUUGGGUCAAUCGAGGGAGGCGCGAAGUCCGUCCUCGCAGCAGGCUUUUAAAUUUGCCGGCUUGAGCUUACAGUAACGUUUAGUGUAUAUAUGGAAGCUCGAAUGAACUGCAUUGAGAAUGGAUGCACUCUUCCGUCCAGACCCUUAUCAUUUGCAUCAGGUGGCCAGUGGUCAAACCAACAAGCCGCCCAAAGAAGAAAAGCUACCAAGGAUAUAAUACAGGAUGAGUAUUCCACUUCUUUCUGGACACGGCCCUUGCUUUCGGCAGACGCAUGCCCUGGUGCACACGGUUUCCUGCCCCUACCAAUAAUCAGCUUGCUACAACUAGAAAAUAGCAACCAUGCAAAUACUCACGAGCUGUAGAGACGCAGCCUGAGCUUCCAGGAGCACCCUAGCUGUCAGAGCUGGCCGACCCUCGGGUCCGAUGUUUGCGCGCUUCCGCCACGACAAGGCCGCCGCGCCGCAAGGGCCGCCCCACAAUGGCCACCAUGGCGCAGGCGCGAAAGCUGGUCUAAAUGCUCCAUCGGACUCGCUGACACAGCCGCCACUGCGUUUUGCGGGGCGACGCGACUAUGACAUCGAGCCCGGCGCAGAUGAGUGGGGCCUCACGCCAAACCAGCAGGAGGCGGCUGUGGAGAGUUUCCGGCGGCAACUGGUGGACAUUGACCCGCGGCUGUGGGACCCACAGCGACACGACUUCUUCACGCUCCGCCGCUUCCUGCGCGCCCGCUCCUACCACACGGCCCGGGCUGUGGACAUGUGGCGGGCGCACCUGGAGUGGCGGCAGGCCAAUGACGUGGACAGAGUGCUGCAGGACUUCUCAUUCCCGGAGCGUGGAGAGUUCCUGCGGCACGCGCCUCAGGGCUACUACCACACCGACCGGCAGGGCCGGCCGGUGUACGUGCAGCUGCUGGGCUCGGCGGACCUGGGCGCACUCAGGCGCAUAGCCACUGAGGAGCGAAUGUUCAGGUUCAUGGUCCAUGAGCACGAGUACGUCUGCAAGGUGAUUCUGCCGCUGUGCUCGCGGCUGGCGGGGCGGCACGUGGACACCAUAUUCAACAUCGUGGACGUCAAGGGCCUGCGUCUGAGUCAGCUGACGUCGGACACACUGCGGUUCUUCCAGCGGGUGACCAAGACCGACCAGGACCACUACCCGGAGAUGCUUGCGCAUGUGGCUGUCGUCAACGCGCCGCCCGUGUUCCGACUGGUGUGGGGCAUGGUGCGGCGCUUCCUGGAGCCACGCACACAGAGCAAGAUACAGAUCCUGGGCCCCAACUACCUGUCCGCACUGGAGCAGUGGAUUGAGCCCGACAACCUCCUGCCCCUGUUCGUGAGGGAGGGCGCGGCGGCGGCGGCAGCAGCGGCGGAGCACCAGCACCACCACUGGCGCCGCCACAGCAGCGGCGGUGUGGUCGGGGAGGAGGCGGCGGCGGCGGCGCGGCUGGAGGAGGCCGCCCGACAGCUGGAGGGCAAUGAGGGGCCGUGGCGCGACCUGAUGCUCUAUGAGCGGCUGGGCCUGGACUUGCAACAGCUCAAGGCCGGACUGCCGCCACCACCACCACCACCACCAGCUGCUGCCGCUGCUACUCCUCAGCCUCAGACUCACCCUGAGACUCUGCCUCAGCCGGAACUCGCUGCACCCGUGCCGUUGCCGGCUGCGGAGCCGGUAGCCACUGCCGCAGCUGUGGACGGCCUCAGGACGUCGGCGCCACUGCGGCUGCCGGUGCCAGCACUCACAGGCGCUGGCGCAGCGGACGGCCUGCCCCUGCGACCGCUGCGCCAGCAGGAGGAGGCCGGGGGGGAGGGGCCGGCGUCGGCAUCGGAGUCUGAGCCAGCAGGGCAGGAGGGCUGUCUGGACGGCGGGCAGGGACCUGUCCGCAGCUGGGCUGACCUGGAAGAGCUGCGCAGUGGGGUUGGGGGGCUUGGAGGUAGUGGGCUUGGGGGUGGGGGGUCGUACCGCUCGUCGCGGCACCGCCGCCACAGCCGCCACCACGGCCACCACGGCCACGGCCACGGCGGCCACCAGCACGGGCAGAAGCACCACAGGCACCCGCAACAGCAACAGCAACAGCAACAACAACAAACGCAUGGUCAGCAGCGGAUCUGGCAAGCCGGUGGCGAGGUGGAGGAGGGCGGGGAUGUGGAUGAGGGCGGUACCGUGAGUGAGGGCGCUGACCAGGAGGCCGGCGGGUGGGCAGGCAUGCGGCGGACGCAGCAGCACGCAACGCCGGCGGCGUCACAGGCGGCGGAGGAGGCGCCGAAGGGUCUGUUGCAUCUCACGGCGCUGCGUGCGUCACCGGGAGACGGGCCCGCUGUGUCUGCUGACAUCACACCCAUGCCGGCUGCCGCAGCUGGUGAGCUCAUCUCUGCCCACGGCGCUUGCGGGGCUUCUGCGGCGGCCGACACAGCGCCGUGCUCCCCCGCGGGCACCCUGCCCCUCCGUGCGCCCACCACGACCACGGCCGCCACCACCGCAACGGCCAGUCCCGCACCCACUGCGGCCCUGAGCUCCAGCAGUGCCGCCUCCCUGCCAGCAGCAACACCCGCAGCAGCAGCACCCGCAGCAGCAGUACCUGCGGUGCAGACAGGAGCAGCGGGGCGUGCGCACAUGACAGAGCCGCAUGACGCACUGGGCGGCAGGUCUGCGUCGCAGACUGGCGGCGCCGGUGGCAGCAGCAUGAGUGGCGGCAGCAACGACGGGAGCACAGCCAGUAGCUACAGCAGUGGCGGCAGCAGCAGUCGGGCGCUGAUGCACAGGGUAGUUAGGGUGCAACAGCUGAUGGCGGCGGCGGUGGCAGCGGCAGCCCCGGGCCAUGCUGCUGCACCCAUAGCCGCAUCCCUGCCGCCGCCGCCGCCUCUGCUGACGCUACCCCAUUCCUAUCAGAUGCCGCUGCUGCAGCCACACGGGGUGGGCCGGCGGCACACCGCACCGCCCGAGGAGCCGCAGCCCGCCGCCGCGGCGGCGUCAGGGCCGGAUGCGGCUGCAGCGGGCGCGGCGGGGGCGGCGGGUCGGGGGUUGGUGGCUGAGGGCAGCCUGCUGCACCGGGUCCAGGUGUUGGAGGUGGGUCUGGACGCCUGCCUGGCCGCUAGCUGCCUGGCCCUGCAGCAGCUGGCGGAGCUCAGGCAGCAGCAGCGGCAGCGGCACCAGCAGCAGGUGGAGCAGCAGGCGCACGCACUGGCGCCGGCAUGCCCACUGCCUCCAGCUACUGCCACUGCCGCAGCAGCAGGCUACGUCGGGUCAGGCAGGGUCUGGUGCAGAGAGGGCGCGCCAGGCGCUGGCAGCAGCGGCAACACUGCUGGUCCCCCGGCACCAUUGCCCGCCGCAGCACUGGCAGCAGCGGCUGUAGCAGGAAGCCAGGACUGCAGCUUGGGUGGCACUGGCCGGCAGCAGGGCAGCAUCCGGACGCUGAUGCCGCCGCCUGACUCGCCGCCGCCACCGGGGCGCUGCGGUGACCCCACGUGCCCCGGCUGUGGGAGCGGCUGCGCGGUGAUGUGAAGUGACUCUAUCGAUAGACUGGUCGUGCUGUAUUGCACUAGGCUGGCCAUUGGCGGUGCCACGAGGUGAGGCAUUGUUUGGCACGCUAUGGCAUAUGGUGGCACUACUCCAGAGGCACGUGGUAUCCAGAGAUGUGUGCAUGAUACGGUAGGUGAGGCGACGAUGGGCCCGCAGCUCUAUCUAUAGGAAGAGUCCAAGAAUGGUGAUCAAGCCUAGUUGCUCAUGAUGCAUUCUUGCUGAGAUGCGUUGUUCCGUGGCAAGGGCUUAGUGGCUCACGCUCUCGCCAUUGUCAUGCCCCAACGUGCGUGCAUGCCGCGUGGUGGGACAGUGGCCGUCAGGUUGACGAAACCUUUGCAAGCUGCACAGGUCGUGACACCAUAUGCCUGUUCAAGACUUCAAGUUC
Chlamydomonas reinhardtii is the source of this 4009-nucleotide messenger RNA. RefSeq lists its product as uncharacterized. Lineage: Eukaryota; Viridiplantae; Chlorophyta; Chlorophyceae; Chlamydomonadales; Chlamydomonadaceae. The record is from RefSeq and is a predicted model, not a curated record. The transcript is spliced from 12 exons. Bases 535 to 3606 code for a protein of 1023 amino acids.